Molecule: messenger RNA, 543 nt
Organism: Corticium candelabrum
Lineage: Eukaryota; Metazoa; Porifera; Homoscleromorpha; Homosclerophorida; Plakinidae
Product: SWI/SNF-related matrix-associated actin-dependent regulator of chromatin subfamily A member 5-like
Exons: 4
Coding region: 9-434 (141 amino acids)
Biological process (GO): chromatin remodeling
Cellular component (GO): nucleus
Molecular function (GO): DNA binding
Source: RefSeq, a predicted model, not a curated record
UUUUGUAGAUGGCUCGGUAUUGCUCACCGUUUCAUCAACUAAAGAUUCAGUAUGGCACAAAUAAAGGCAAAAACUACACUGAAGAUGAAGAUCGUUUUUUGAUCUGUAUGCUCUAUCACCUAGGACUAGAGAAGGAGAAUGUUUAUGAUGAGCUACGAUCUGCUGUUCGGCGUGCACCACAGUUUCGUUUUGACUGGUUUCUCAAGUCACGGACAGCAAUGGAACUGCAGCGUCGAUGCAAUACUCUUAUUACACUCAUAGAACGAGAAAACCAAGAGCUGGAUGACAGGCAAAAGAGAAUGAAGCCUGGAGAUAAUGGACAAACUACUUCAGCAAAGGCUCAGAAACGCAAAGCUAAAGAUGGAACAACGGGUCUUGGGCGUCCUCCCAAAGCCAAGAAAUUGGCUCUAGAAGGAACAGGCAUGAGUCAAUAACUUAUAGCUUGCCAGCUAGAAUAAGAAUCAGUUGCUAUGAUAACUUAAGAUGCUGAGUUAUAAAUCGUUAUAAAUUACAGGAUCAUAAUUAAUAGAGUCCCGGAUCACA